AUGCCGAGAGCACCUUCUUCCUUCUUCAUCAACGCGAAGAACAUCUUCCUCACCUAUCCCAGGUCUGAUAACAGACCACACAGGCCCAUGUCCAUAAUAAUUGAAGGCCCAAGUAGAACUGGUAAAACAUGUUGGGCUAGGAGUCUCAAUCCUCAUGCCCACAAUUACAACGCAGGCCAUAUUGAUUUGGCCCAUCACUGUGACAAUGCGUGGUAUAACGUCUUAGACGACGUAAACCCGCGGUUUCUGAAACACUGGAAAGAAUUCCUGGGUGCACAACGAGAUUGGUCAUCGAAUUGCAAAUAUGCCAAACCUAGAAAAAUAAAAGGGGGAAUUCCAACAAUUGUGCUCUGCAAUCCAGGUCUCAAUUCUUCGUAUCACGACUAUUUAAGUGCACUAGACCGUGAGAAUCUCCUCAACUGGACUAAACAGAAUGCAGCAUUUUACUUCCUCGAACAGCCCCUAUUCGUACUCACAAACCAAGAUCAGGCACCACCUGUCCAAGAAGAAGAAGAAUUGAACAACAAUAAUUAA
This is a messenger RNA of Coffea eugenioides, 534 nucleotides long. RefSeq lists its product as uncharacterized. NCBI's taxonomy places the organism in Eukaryota, Viridiplantae, Streptophyta, Magnoliopsida, Gentianales, Rubiaceae. The transcript has 2 exons. The coding region runs from base 1 to 534 and encodes 177 amino acids. The record is from RefSeq and is a predicted model, not a curated record.